CUAGACUUAAAAGUUUGGAAGUUUGAAAAUGGACAGAUGUUCUGCUUGUGUUGGGAAUCCACUUCUACAUGUGGACAUCCACAUUGAUGAGCAGGAAUCUCUUCGAGGAAUCCUGGAGCUCCUCAGCAGACUCCGUCCUCAUUGGAAGGCAGAAGACGUUCAGAUUAAGACCUUCACUGAGGGAAUCACCAACCAGCUGAUCGGCUGCUUUGUGGGCUCUCUGCAGGAGCCGGGCUGUGUUCUGGUGCGUCUCUACGGCCGCAUGACGGAGCUCUACGUGAACAGGGACCGGGAGGUGGAAAUGUUCCAGGUGCUCCACGCCCACGGAUGCGGUCCGCAGAUCUACUGCAGCUUCCAGAACGGCAUCUGUUACGAGUUUGUGAGAGGGACAGUGCUGGACGACGAGCUGCUCCGACAGCCCUCCAUCUACAGAUUGAUCGCGGCUGAGAUGGGGAGAAUCCACUCCAUCCAGCCAAAAUGUGGUCGUCCCGUUGAACCUCUACUCUGGAGCAAAAUGUCCCGCUUUCUCACACUGGUGCAGAGCAGCGCGAACAGCAGCCCGGCUCAGCAGCGCUGCGUGAAAAGUGCUGCAGCUGUGCGAGAGGUCCCGAGCUUUGAGACUCUGUCAGAGGAAAUGGACUCGCUGCAGAGACACCUCUGCCAGAUCGACUCGCCCACCGUCCUCUGUCACAACGACCUCCUGACCAAAAACAUCAUCUACAACCACAAAGAGGGAAUGGUGAAAUUCAUUGACUACGAGUAUGCCGAUUACAACUACCAGGCCUUCGAUAUUGGCAAUCACUUCAAUGAAUUUGCUGGUGUGAACGACGUGAACUACAGCCUGUACCCGAGCCGGGAGCUGCAGAGAGACUGGCUGACGGCGUAUCUGGAGAGUUACAAACAUAGCUCAGGCCGUGAGGUCGCCGUUACAGAGGCAGAAGUUACACAGCUUUACAUCCAAGUCUGCAAGUUCUCCCUGGCAUCCAACUUCUUCUGGGGUCUUUGGGCCAUCCUGCAAUCACGCUUCUCCUCAAUUGACUUUGACUUCCAAAGGUAUGCCAUGUCACGACUCAACUACUACUUUGAGAAGAAAGAGGAAUAUUUUGGACUGAUGUUGAGCUAGAAUCAGAGGAAAGAGGACCAGAAAUGUUCAAAACCAGAAGCAGCUGUCCUCCUUUGUCACACAAUACAAAUCCAUGCUGGAAAUGAAGGCAUAUAGAAUAAGCAGAUAAAUGAGCCUCCCAUUGUUUGUUUCUUCUUGGAGCUGCAAAGUGAGUCCUUAAGUUCUGCAAUCACUGUGAUUUUUUAAAAUAUGUGUUUUACCACAGUCAGUAUGCCGAUAAGCCUAUUUGGCAUCUUGAGAUCAGCCUCAUGCCAGAAACACAUUAAUUGUUCCCACAUUUAGCAGAGUUGCAUGAAGCCACAAAAACUGAGCCCGAUCAUAAAAGCCAUAAGUCGGUUAUUUGCAUGCUUAUUCAGUGAGCCCCACAGAUCUGAUGGAAAACAAGUUUCCAUUUCAGCUUAUUUACUUAAGCAUGCAGAGGGUUAGUUGAAUUCUCGGUCCUCAGGAAUAACGUUACAAAGCUGCUUUUUAUUUCACUUUGUCCACAAAUCAUACAGUUCACUGCUGAUACACUCACAUGUACAAACACACACCGCUGAUUGGAGCGCUGCCACAGGAUGUGUGAAACAGCACUUCCUGCUCUCGUCAUUUAAACAUCACAUUCAAAAUGUUUACUAAAUCAAUGGUCCAAUAAGUGUUAAGCGUCACAUCAAUAUGUAUUUAAAUAUAACCGAUGAGUGUUAAUGUU
Messenger RNA from Labrus bergylta (ballan wrasse), 1811 nucleotides. RefSeq lists its product as uncharacterized. Gene Ontology annotation, cellular component: cytoplasm. Lineage: Eukaryota; Metazoa; Chordata; Actinopteri; Labriformes; Labridae. The record is from RefSeq and is a predicted model, not a curated record. Gene Ontology annotation, molecular function: ethanolamine kinase activity. Gene Ontology annotation, biological process: phosphatidylethanolamine biosynthetic process.